Tripterygium wilfordii is the source of this 556-nucleotide messenger RNA. Its product is annotated as DNA-directed RNA polymerases II, IV and V subunit 12-like. The transcript has 3 exons. Lineage: Eukaryota; Viridiplantae; Streptophyta; Magnoliopsida; Celastrales; Celastraceae. Gene Ontology annotation, biological process: DNA-templated transcription. The record is from RefSeq and is a predicted model, not a curated record. The coding region runs from base 116 to 271 and encodes 51 amino acids. Gene Ontology annotation, cellular component: RNA polymerase III complex; RNA polymerase II, core complex; RNA polymerase I complex. Gene Ontology annotation, molecular function: DNA-directed RNA polymerase activity; zinc ion binding; DNA binding.
AAAUUCUAGAAGGAAUUUCUGCUAUAAAUUGCUCCAAUGGUCAUUCGAAAUCGAUUUCUUGUAAGGCUGAAACCCUAAACAGUUGCAGAUAGUUUUCCGACCGAGCGAGCGAGCAAUGGAUCCUCCACAGGAGCCCGUGAGUUACAUCUGUGGAGAUUGUGCCAUGGAGAACACCCUGAAGACUGGUGAUGUGAUACAAUGCCGAGAGUGUGGUUAUCGUAUUCUGUACAAGAAGCGAACUCGCAGAAUUGUUCAAUACGAGGCACGCUAGGAGACAAGUGACAGCCGGGUGAUUUGCAUAAGAAGUCAAGUAAUGAAGCAUGUUUAUAAUUGUGACCUGCUAUGGCUUGGUGUUGGGAUUGUGUCUGUGAACAGUUUUUCUGUGCUACAAUUAUAAUAUCAUAUAGCGACUUAGAUGUCCCUCUGCUUAGGGCAUCAGUGGACUAAAGACAUCAUUUAAAGAAUAUUUGAUAUUUAUGUUGCCAAUGGUAUUGUAUGAUGGUGGUUCCACUUUGACUCACUUUUAAGAAUAAUGUCAAAUCUUUUUUUUCCGCCC